AGAAAAGAAAAAAAAAAAAACAGAAAAACACAAAAUCCACAAUUUACAAGUCACAAAAAAAGCAUUCGUCAUGGCCGCUAACCUACAGAGCGUUGAAACUUUAUUUAAAGAAUUAAAAGCCGAAUGGGGCAAAAAAACUUUAAAUUUACAAAAAUGCGGUUCAUUGCUGGACAAUUUAAAGAUCGCUUUGACGAAAUUGUCCUAUUUGCCAACAGGAAACAUCAAAACUCCAAAAGAAGAAAUGAUUUUGGCUCGUGAUGUUCUCGAAAUUGCUGUUGAAUAUAGUGUGAAAAACAAAGAUAUACCAGCAUUUGAAAGAUAUAUUUCUCAAUUGAAAUGUUAUUACUAUGAUUACAAACAAGAAAUUGGCGAAUCGGUUAACAUGUACAAGCUAUUGGGACUUAAUUUGUUGUUCCUUUUAUCGGUAAACCGCGUUUCCGAAUUCCACACCGAAUUGGAACUCUUGUCUGCCGAAAUCAUUCAAACGAAUAAGUUUAUUCGUCCAAUCUUAGCUCUGGAACAGUAUAUUAUGGAAGGUCGCUACAACAAAAUAUUCCAAGCAAAAAAUAGCGCACCAUCUGAUAUCUACAAUUAUUUCAUGGACAUGUUGUUGGAAACAGUUCGUAAUGAAAUUGGAGCAUGCAUUGAGAAAUCCUACGAAAAGAUAUCUGUUGCCGAAGCAGCAGUACGUUUAAAUCUCAAAACGCCCGCUGAAGUUAAAGCAUUUGGAGCCAAACGCAAUUGGACCCUAAACGGCGAGAUUUACAAUUUUGUGGAUAAAACAGCUAAACCUAAAGAAGCAUUACCAUCCGUUGAAUUGGCCGAGCAGGCAAUAUUCUAUGCUCGAGAACUGGAGAUGAUAGUGUAGAAAAAUAAUAUUAUACGAACAAUAAAAAUAUUCAAACAUUUGUUUCUCUUAACCUUUGUAUUUCACAAAUAAAAUCAUUCAUUUACAUGAAAAUAUAA
Molecule: messenger RNA, 966 nt
Organism: Episyrphus balteatus (marmalade hoverfly)
Lineage: Eukaryota; Metazoa; Arthropoda; Insecta; Diptera; Syrphidae
Gene: Rpn12
Product: 26S proteasome non-ATPase regulatory subunit 8
Exons: 4
Coding region: 71-868 (265 amino acids)
Biological process (GO): proteasome-mediated ubiquitin-dependent protein catabolic process
Cellular component (GO): proteasome regulatory particle; nucleus; proteasome regulatory particle, lid subcomplex
Source: RefSeq, a predicted model, not a curated record